Molecule: messenger RNA, 681 nt
Organism: Trichobilharzia regenti
Lineage: Eukaryota; Metazoa; Platyhelminthes; Trematoda; Strigeidida; Schistosomatidae
Source: the annotation of a GenBank genome assembly
CUAAUCCAAUGAAAACCUCCACUACAAGUUCGGCAACUCAAGUGUCAACUGUUUUCAAAAAUGAGGUAGCUGAGUUACAAUGUGAACUGUCGAAAACACGAAAAGACCUGAAUGAGAUGAGAGAGCAACUGAUUAAAAUUGAGGAAUUACUGCAUAUGCAUAGACUACGUCUGGUGAAUGCAGAGCAUACAAGUACCCGUGAAAGUCCUGCAAAACUUUUCAAAUCUCGAAUUCUCAAAAAGCAUCUGAUGUCCACGACUUCUAAUGUACAUUAUUACAAAGAUAAUAACUAUAGACCUUCUGUUGGAAUUAUACUACAAAAAAUGGGAAAUCGAGUGGUGAAGAUAUUAGACAUCAAAGAUCACUCAGUUCAUAACGGACACCUGGACAAAGUGACAAUAAAUGAAGUAGGUCGUUCCAAUUAUUAUUUUAAUGAUUCCGCUAAUAAUCCUGAUUUUGUAGAUAAUUCAGAAAUAAGUCCAGAUAAUACUGAUGAAAAUAAUAUCACAGAAUCAGUUAGGUCGCAGCUACUUGCAAGCAAACCGAGACAUCGUUAUAAAUACGCAAGGAGAUAUUCGAGGUGUGGCGGAUGUGGUGAUUGACAAUUUCUAUCUCUGUAUUGUUUAAAUACUUACUGUUGACUGUUGAUAUGUUUCUUAUAUGAAUUGCAUAAGAAUUCCG